AUAGCCGGGGUGGAGGAGGAAGAAGAGGUGGAGGAGAGCCGAAGGCUAGAGCCCGAGGCCAGAGAGGGUCCCUCCCGCCGGGCCGGGCAUCCCCGCUAGCCCGCCCCUGCCCCCGCCCCCUCCCCGCCCGCGGCUCCUCCUCGCUUCGCCAUGGUGGAGCAGGGAGACGAGGCGCCUCUGCUGCGCUGGGCCGAGGGCCCAGCCGUAUCCUUGCCGCAGGCCCCCGAGCUCCAGGCCAGCGGCCGGGGCUGGGGCGCUGGGGGCGGCGGCGGGGGGCUGGGAAGCGGGCCUGCAUCCGGGGCCCGGCGGGCAGCGGAGCCCGGGAAGAAGAAGGAGGAGGAGGAAGAAGAGGAAGAAGAAGAAGAGGCGGAGUUCGGUCCGGGGGAACUGCUGCGGCGGCAGUCGGGGCGCCUGCCUCUGGAGGAGGAGGAGGACCAAGUGGUGGCCGUGUUCGUGGUCACUUUCGAUCCCCGCACGGGUAACAUGCUGGAAUGGUGUCUGCCCCAAGAUAUUGAUCUGGAAGGAGUUGAAUUCAAAUCCAUGGCCAGUGGAUCCCAUAAAAUUCAGUCUGACUUUAUCUAUUUCCGAAAAGGACAUUUCUUUGGCCUUGCCUGUUUCGCUAAUAUGCCUGUGGAGAGUGAAUUGGAGCGAGGAGCACGUAUGAAAUCUGUGGGCAUUCUCUCACCUUCUUACACCCUCCUUUACAGAUAUAUGCACUUCCUAGAGAAUCAAGUCCGACACCAGCUGGAGAUGCCGGGACAUUAUUCCCAUCUGGCUGCCUUCUAUGAGGACAAAAAAGGUGUGCUUCAUGCUGGGCAGGGAAAACCCAACUCUGUGCACCCUGUACACUGGCUGCCCUCCAUCCAUCGAUAUAUGUAUCCAGAGAUGAAGAUCACACACCCGGCUGGCUGUAUGUCCCAGUUUAUUAAAUUCUUUGGGGAGCAGAUCCUCAUCCUUUGGAAGUUUGCUUUGCUUCGAAAACGUAUUUUGAUAUUCUCUCCUCCACCUGUAGGAGUUGUGUGCUACAGAGUAUAUUGCUGCUGCUGCCUGGCCAAUGUCUCUCUGCCGGGCAUAGGAGGAACAAUUCCUGAAUCCAAACCCUUUUUUUAUGUGAACGUGGCAGAUAUUGAGAGCCUAGAGAUAGAAGUGUCUUACGUGGCAUGUACAACAGAGAAGAUUUUUGAAGAGAAACACGACUUGUAUGAUGUUUAUGUGGACAACCAGAAUGUGAAGACACACCACGAACACCUGCAGCCGCUGCUUAAGCUCAACAGUGCUGAUAAAGAAAAAUACCGGAGGCUUAACGAGCAGAGGCAGAUGUUGCUGUACUCUCAGGAGGUGGGCGAGGACUGCAACCCAUGUGAAGAAGACCUCUUUGUUCUGUUUUUUCUGGAGCAGAACAAUAGGAUAUUCCAGACUUUGCUGGAGGUCUCCGCAAGCCAAGACAAGACCCUGACAGCAGAGCAUGCCCGCGGUAUGGGCCUGGAUCCCCAAGGGGACCGAAGCUUUCUUAUGGACCUGCUGGAAGCAUAUGGCAUUGAUGUGAUGCUAGUCAUUGAUAAUCCUUGCUGCCCAUAGAGAGGGUAUGAUUCCCUCAUUUGAAGAGAAGCGUCCCUGGAGUUCAUCCCACUGGUUCCCAAAGGAUUCCAUUUUUAUUUAACAAGUUUAUAAGAAAGGAUAUUAUUUAUACUUUCCAACAAAUGUAAUUUUUACAUUUUCCUUUUUUCCUUUUCUCUAUUCCCCAAAUUGAACGACCUUGGUUUUGUAUUCUGGCUCUGAAAGAACUUUCACCCCAAAGCUGCUCUGGUUUUGGGCCUGGUCUGAUCUUGGGAAGGGAGAGAGAAAGGUGAUUUCUUAAGAUCUUCUAGAGUAACUCAGGGAUGAAGUUGAAAGGAAGAUCAGUUACCAGGAUAGGUUAUGGGAGGUCUGCUUUUCUAAAACAUUGGAAUAGACUUUGGGAAGGUCAAAGAAUUUCUUUUAACUGGUUGUGUUAAAGCGAAGACAACCAUCUGUCCAGAUGCCCAAAGGCAAGGGACCAGAUACCCUCUCUAAGUCUCUAGAUACAUUUUAGGACUUUGAUCCUCUGAUCUCAUCAUGAUUUCCUGUUUGGAAGUGACUGUAGGGUAGGACACAAGUAUGCUUCUCAAUCUUAAGUACUACUGUAAACUGGCAUGAAUGUCACCGUAAAAUUGGCAAAACUUGAAUGAAGCCCUGAAACCUUUCUAGGGAUGCUAUAAGGCCAUUCAUUCCCCUUUCUCUCUGUUCUUUAUUCUAUAUAGCUCAGGCUGUAGAGUUUAAAUGGGGGCAAGACUUGACUACCAUGCCCAUUGUCAAAAAUGUUCCUACCAUUUAAUUUCCAUUCAGGGCUAUCUAUAACUGGGUUUAAAAAGCAAGUUUUAUAACAGACAAGUGGUAUGUAACUAAGGAUAAACUUUUCAAAAGGUUAUAGCAGACCUUCUGUGACAGAAUCUAGUAUUUGGGCUGAUUAGCUCAGUUGGUCAGAGUAUUACAUUAAACAAAGCUGAGGAAAUGGAUGUGAUCUCUUUUAAAAGUCCUCUUUAUUUUUAACAUGAAGGGCCAUUUAUGGCAUUCUUGAUUCUUGCAAUUGAAGCUGGGGACAGAGAAGUUUAAUUUAUUCCCUUCCUAGAUAGGAAGGAAUCUCAACAGUGCCUUCUCUCAGGGUGUAGUGGUCAAGAAACCACUGAACAUGAGUUACAGAAGCAUCCAAGUUCCCACAAAACUUUGUCUGGAUGUUUUUCAUAGCCAUGUUCUAAGUAGUGAGUGACUGCCCUCCUGUUAACUUGGAGGAAGAAGGGAGGGAAUUGUUAAGUUAGCUGCAGUUAGCAGCCUGCUCCUGUGAGCUACAAUGAGACCUUUCACUAUGUAGGCCCAUAGGAGUGGUGAUAUAGAAAUUAUUCUUUCUAUUGGGUCUUCAGUUUGUCUCAUCACCCGGGCUCUUAGUGGAAAGUGCUUUCUCCCUUUUCCUUCUCUCGUUAUGCUAUUUAAAAAUAGAUAUAUAUGCCUGUGCUCACCAGGUGAAUUGCCCAUAGUUGAGAAAAACAGUGAGGAAAUAAUGAAUUGUAUUUUUUACCAUCAUGGUUGACAAAAGCUUCUGUUUUCUUUAGAAGUGUUUACUCAGCCUGGCUAUUAGGAUGUGAAAUAAUAAGUACUGUGAAAUGUAGAUAUACUUGAUGGUAAUACAAACACAUUCUCCAUUUUUAGGGCAUAACGUUUUUUAGUAAACAAAUAAGUAUGGACUUUUAAGUAUUGCCAGUAGACUUAAUCAAUUUUGUUGGGGACAGUAGCCAGCAUUCCAGUGAUAGAAAUAUUUAUAAAGAAAAAAAAAAUCGAAUUUCCUCUUUGGAACAUCCUGGGCCUUCUUUUUUGCCACUAUUACUCCGCUGUCUCUAACAUGCUCCCCCAUUCAUAGGAUCUGAAGCUUAAAAAGAUCUUUAGGAAUAUAUAUUCAUCCUGAGAUGCAAUCCAGUCCCUUUUGUCAUUAUUCACUAAUUUUUUCUUAUACCAGCAGGUAAAGUUUUUCCCCUCUAAUCCCUUCAGUGUAAAAGUACCCAGGCCUAAUCAUCAUUAUCAAUUCCCUUAGAGCAGACUGGAAAUCAAGGGCCUCAUGGUGGAAAGGAACUCACUUAGGUACACAGGAUGUCAGAACUACUUAAGAGGCAUUAGCCAGCACAAGCCAUGGCUGUGGACUUUUUGUUUUAAAGUCUAAGCUUAUGUUGCAAAAAGCAUUAGUGUUAGGUAGUGCUAUAUGGAAAGGAGACAGGAUUAAAUUUUACAUGAGCUUUCUGAUCUUGUUACACUGAAGCAUUCCUUCUCUCUAGUGGGUGAUUGUUGUUUUGCAAUACUGGACCAGGGGUUUUGUACCCUACUGAGCCAUAGUAAACAGUCACUGACUUGAAAUAGAAAAUAUUUUGCUCUCAUAGGGCAUCGGCCAUCAAAGCAUCAUAGAUGUUUUUUAUUCCCAUUUUGGGGGAAGGGAAGAAGGGAAGCAGGUUAGAGAUUAAAAGGAAUGAGGAAUUUGCCUGGGUAGAAUCUGUGGCACUUAUUUGCAUAUGUAAUUUACUGUUCUUCCCUUUGUUAAAAUAAAGCAAAAUUUGGGACCAAAAUAUGUUUAAAAAAAAAAAAAAACUAGUGUGAAAAUCCCCAUACCAAAACAUCUAUUGAUCCACUGCAUUUUAACCUGAGCAGUGGAAGGAUGAAGAGAAAUUUAAAACUUUACCGCCGCCUUGUUCUUAGUAGAACAAGCUUAACAGAAGCUAUAGAAAUUGAAGAUGUUAAUAUUUUGAACAAACUAGAAAAAUCCUUUAAAACAGAACCAUGAGAUUGUCUUUAAAGUAUUCUUGUGGGAGAACCUCCUGUGAAGAACAACAACUAAAUUGAGCCUUUUAAUGCAGUGAUGCUCCAAGAUAAGGUUAAAAAUUUACACUGUAGUAGGUACAAGUUACAGAUGUCAGAAGUCUUGCCCAAUUCCAACAGAUAAAUAGCUCAUGCCUGUAAGAACUUAAGGGCAUGAAGAAUCAAUGUUCUUGCCCAAUUCCAACAGAUAAAUAGCUCAUGCCUGUAAGAACUUAAGGGCAAGAAGAAUCAAUGUUCUCCUAAGGUCUGAUGCUUGAUAGCAGCAAAAGAAAAAAAAAAAAAAAACGAAAAAAAAAAACUGGGUAGACCCAAGGAUGUAGAUCAUUAGUAUCUUAUCACUAAGAUCUGUCUUUGCACUUGACUGAUGAGAUCAAGAAUCCCUUGAUUUGGGUGGCAAAAGCUACAGCUUCCCCAUUCCCUGCCCUGAACUAUGACUACAGAGAGUAGCCCCCUAACUUUUGUAGUCCCUAUUCAUCUUUUAUGAUGAUCUGUAGGACUUUUUCGUAUUAAAAAUGGAUGCUACCACAGUUUGACUUGACUGACAGAAAGUUGAAAGGGAAUGAAGUCCUUGUUUUUUAGCAUGUCCUUAAAAGCUGUCAUUAGAAAUCUUAUCUUGAUUACUAAUUGGUCUAUACUCUAAAGAGCUGUAGAAGAUUACUGAGUAUGGUUAGAAAAUCCUGCAAAUUGAUCUUUUUUCCUUAUAAAAAAGGAAGAGUUAUUUAGUUGCUUACUGAUAGAAAAAUAUUUCAAAAUUAUAAUGCAAUGCUGGAAAAAGACAAUUACAUUAUAUUAAGGAGACCUAGCCUAAAAAGCCACAGAAAUAUGAUUUAGACAUCUUGGCAGAGGGAUGGGAGUUGUCAUUAAAUAUAAAUAUUGUCUUCUCAGGAAAUAAGGUUUAGUUAUUCCUGAAGGAGACAUGUUAGUUAAACCAAAUGCAAAAAAAUCUAUUUUCUUAGAAAGUAGUAAAGCUGCAUAUUUCUGAUCAGUCAGCCCCUAUUAAUAAACUGCUCCCUGGGGAGGAUACAAUAUUGAAAAAAUGGUAUCAUAUUUUUGCUCUGAUGGAAGAAAAGAAGAGGAGCACAGGAGAGGGAGAACCAAAAAAAUCCUACCAAAAUUAGGUUUAUUCUCUUCAUUUAGAUUACUCUUUGGUCAUCCUAGAAAUGUUAAAUUUGAAAAAAAACAACUGAUAUAUCUGAAUAUAAUCUGAUUCUUCUUGCCAUUUGAUGAGUGCAGCCUCCUGAACACCUUCAAGAUGGAAAGCACAUCGAAUUAUUAAUGUCACGGUUCUUUAACCUAUGCUAGCAAUAACAAAAGCCUGAAGUCUUCUCCCUCUCUCCCCUUCUCCAAAAUCCCUUUUCCCUGAAAGGUCUUUACCUACUGCAUAUGAAACCAUGAAAUCAGUAGGGUGACUACUACUCCAGUGACAGUGCUUGCAAACCUACUAACCCCUUAGAUGUUACAAUUCCAAAGGCCCAAGGAAGGAUUAAUCCUAAUAAGACAAAAAUGGCACUUGAAUUUGUUCUGUUGUACAAAUGGUUGCUGUAUAGUUUUUAUCAUAUUUGUAUAGAUCCAAGUCAAAUGGGCUACAGAGGUUGAUAUGACCAUAGUUACAGAAAAUAGUUUUUACAAUUAAAGUUCACAUUUUAACAUGAACACAUGGAUUGUAAUCACUCUGUGGCUGUUACAUUCCACUCCCUUUGACUGUGCAGAGCCUUUUGGCUGAUGCUGAGGAGCUUGCCUCUGCCUGGGCCCAUGUUGGGUCGUGAAGCUCGUCUGGACUAUAUCACCAUGCUUGUACCCAGGUGAUGCCUGAAAGAUUGCUGCUCCUAGAGGUGCACCAUUCUCUUGGAACAGCCGCCAUCCUUGAGAGUUCAAGAAGAGAGAUUAAAUUUACAAGUUCAUUCAGAAGAGAAAGAUUCACUAUCUCACUUCAGUUGAAUGUUCUAUCUCCAUGAAUAAGGAAUGCAAGUAAGACCAAACACCUAUUCCACAGGCAGAUACGGAAACUGUGACUCUGUUGGUAUAAGAAACUUCCUUUGCCAAUGCCUAUCAAGAUUUCUGUAACUUAUUUUGUGGCUUCUUAAUUUGAGGUUAACAAAUCAUAUUUCAGAGGAUAGUGAACUUAGAUGGAAUAAAAAACCCAAUCUCCUUAUUUUCACUAUAAUUGAAAUUGAGUCUUUUCAAUUAUGAAUACAGGCAAGUAACCACGGUAUUACUUCACUAGAAUACCAAAGGGAUGCAUUACAUAAAAAGAGUGAAGAAUCCCUGUCUUGAUGUUUACCUGUAGCAGUAUCAAAUAUGCUGCACCAGAUAAAAAUGUAAUUUGGGAAAUAGUUAAUGAAAUAAAUAAAAAUACAAUAGAACACAUGAUGUUAAUAUGUAUUUUGUAAAGUCUAAAUGCAAAUUACAGAGAUUCUCAUGUAUAAUAUAAUGAUCUAGUUUCUAUUUGAGUUUGACAACACUGGCAUCCAGUACUGAAAAAUUAAGUCAUUCAUCCAGGGUCACAGAGCCUAUCAUUUGUUAAAAAGUUUAUUCUAAUGUAAUAAUCCAUUUUCUAAAAUUGGUAAAUGAUAAAAGAUUAGAUUUUAUUUCAUGUAAUUUGUUUUUUCUUUUGAAUAGGGGACAGUGUUGUGCCCUGAGACCAUUUACUAUUAUAAACAACUUUGGAAUAAAUAAAAAAGCCAUUCUGUUG
Antechinus flavipes (yellow-footed antechinus) is the source of this 7066-nucleotide messenger RNA. It is a transcript of the gene DENND11, whose product is annotated as DENN domain containing 11. The record is from RefSeq and is a predicted model, not a curated record. Lineage: Eukaryota; Metazoa; Chordata; Mammalia; Dasyuromorphia; Dasyuridae. Gene Ontology annotation, cellular component: cytoplasm. The coding region runs from base 151 to 1578 and encodes 475 amino acids. The transcript has 9 exons.